Molecule: messenger RNA, 1740 nt
Organism: Plectropomus leopardus (leopard coralgrouper)
Lineage: Eukaryota; Metazoa; Chordata; Actinopteri; Perciformes; Serranidae
Product: secretory carrier-associated membrane protein 1-like
Biological process (GO): protein transport
Cellular component (GO): trans-Golgi network membrane; recycling endosome membrane
Source: RefSeq, a predicted model, not a curated record
CGCGGUAGUAUCUCUGGACACAGUCAACACUUGACUUCACCUCGGUGUCUCAUCUCUUGCGUCUACCUCUAAACGACUCGUUUCUUUCGGAAGUAGCUCGCUCUGACUCAUACAUAUAUAUCGUUAUAAGUUUUAAGACGACUUAAACCACCCUCUUGGGAGAAUGUCAGAUUUCGACAGCAACCCGUUCGCGGACCCGGAGAUCAGCAACCCGUUUCAGGAUCCAUCAGUGACACAAGUACGACAGGCUGCUCCUCCAGGGUUAGAGGAGUACAAUCCCUUCACAGAUGCCAAACCAACGCAUGGGGGUAUGGCACCCAAGACGGCAGCACCCACCAUCAACACACAACCCGCCAUUAUGAAACCCACAGAGGAGCCUCCGGCCUACUCGCAGCCUCAGGAGCAGUCGGGAGCAGCUGCGGAGCUGUUGAGGAGACAGGAGGAGCUGGAAAGGAAGGCUGCAGAGCUGGACCGCCGGGAGCGGGAGAUGCAGUCACUCAGUGCUUCAGGAGGUAGGAAAAACAACUGGCCUCCCCUCCCGGAGAAGUUCCCUGUGGGUCCCUGUUUCUACCACGACAUCACAGUGGACAUCCCUGUAGAGUUUCAGAAGACAGUUAAGAUCAUGUACUACCUCUGGAUGUUUCAUACUGGGACGCUGCUGGCUAACAUGGUGGGCUGUCUGGCCUGGUUCUGUGUGGACGCGUCACGUGGGGUGGACUUCGGCUUGUCUAUCCUCUGGUUUCUGCUUUUCACACCGUGUUCUUUCGUCUGCUGGUACAGACCACUCUAUGGAGCGUUCAGGAGUGACAGCUCAUUCAGGUUUUUCGCCUUCUUCUUUGUGUACAUCUGUCAGUUUGGCAUCUACGUUAUGCAGUGUAUCGGCAUCACCGGUUGGGGCGCCAGCGGGUGGAUCUCAGCUCUGACCGGCCUGAAUCGCAGCAUCCCGGUGGGCAUCAUAAUGAUCCUCAUCGCUGCUCUCUUCACCUCACUGGCUGCCAUGUCCCUCAUCAUGUUCAAAAAGGUCCAUGCGAUGUACCGCACCACCGGCGCCAGCUUCGCGAAGGCACAGCAGGAGUUUGCCACAGGCGUCAUGUCCAACAAGACGGUCCAGACGGCCGCUGCUAAUGCCGCCUCCAGGGCUGCACAGACGUCCUUCAAGGAGCAGAUCUGAUCGGCCCAGAGAGCUCGCUCAUCUCUCCGUCCAACCCGUACCAGCCCUCCUCCUCUUCCUCCUCCUCUGCUCACACCCAGCUUCCACUUGAGCCAACUGCCCUGUUUGAACACAUGGAGAUUCCCCCCCGCAGCCUUCUGACAAUAUCAAAGUGGUUCAUGUGAGGGCGCCCGUCCAGUCACCCAGGAUCUGUGAUCUCAGUACGACCACUGGAAGCAGGAUUCAAAACAGGGCCACGGCUCUCAUCACAGACUCUGGGACCCCCCCGACCUCCGCUGCACUCCUACCACUCAACCAGCGUGCUCAACUUUAUGUUCUCUCUCUGUGUGAGUUUGUGCCUGUGUGUGUGUGUGGCCAACUAAAUGGAUGUUUGUGUGCCUCUUUAAAUGUCGAGUCUGUCCUCUGUAGGCAGAUUCUAACGUAGCUGAACCAACUCUCUAACGUGUCCUGGGCAUUCACACUACCACUUCUCUCCAUGUCACUGACUUCCUGUGUCUGUGAUCCAUCACUACUUUCUAUUUUUUUAAAUUAAUUUAUUAUGGGACAAAUGGAAGUCAAGUAGUCCUCUC